This is a messenger RNA of Mus caroli (Ryukyu mouse), 3352 nucleotides long. RefSeq names its product serine/threonine kinase 38 (gene Stk38). NCBI's taxonomy places the organism in Eukaryota, Metazoa, Chordata, Mammalia, Rodentia, Muridae. Gene Ontology annotation, biological process: protein phosphorylation. Gene Ontology annotation, molecular function: ATP binding; protein serine/threonine kinase activity. The record is from RefSeq and is a predicted model, not a curated record.
AGUCCCGCUGCCGGGCGAGCGCCGCUGGCGGGGGGCGCAUGCGCAGUCUCGGCCGCGGCGGCCCCUCUCCACAGCCUGAGGGGGUACCGGGGAGCCUUGGCCCCUCCGCGCCGCCGUCUUUUCCGGCAGUUGGGGUUCUUCCUUUUGUCCGGUCCCGUCGCGGAUCGGCAGCGGCGCUCAUUCGGAGUCCCCGGCGUGUCGCGGUCGCUCUGGAGCCGCCCGCACGUCGUGUCUGCGCCUUUUCUCGAGCCGUCGGCCCCGCGCCUCCCUCCCCCCUGGGUCUGCCAUGGCAAUGACAGGAUCAACACCUUGCUCAUCCAUGAGCAAUCAUACGAAGGAGAGGGUGACAAUGACCAAAGUGACACUGGAGAAUUUUUAUAGCAACCUUAUCGCUCAACAUGAAGAACGAGAAAUGAGACAAAAGAAGUUAGAAAAGGUGAUGGAAGAAGAAGGCCUGAAAGACGAAGAGAAACGACUCAGAAGAUCCGCGCACGCUCGGAAGGAGACAGAGUUUCUUCGAUUAAAGAGAACAAGGCUUGGACUGGAAGAUUUUGAGUCUUUAAAAGUCAUAGGCCGAGGAGCAUUUGGUGAGGUGCGGCUUGUUCAGAAGAAAGACACAGGGCAUGUGUACGCAAUGAAAAUCCUGCGCAAAGCAGACAUGCUCGAGAAGGAGCAGGUUGGCCACAUUCGUGCGGAGCGUGACAUUCUAGUGGAGGCAGACAGUUUGUGGGUUGUGAAAAUGUUCUAUAGUUUUCAGGAUAAGCUAAACCUCUACCUAAUCAUGGAGUUCCUGCCUGGAGGGGACAUGAUGACUUUAUUGAUGAAAAAAGAUACUCUGACAGAAGAGGAGACUCAGUUUUAUAUAGCAGAGACAGUAUUAGCCAUAGACUCCAUUCACCAGCUGGGAUUCAUCCACAGAGAUAUCAAGCCAGACAACCUUCUCUUGGACAGCAAGGGCCAUGUGAAACUUUCCGACUUUGGCCUUUGCACAGGCCUGAAAAAAGCACACAGGACAGAAUUUUAUAGGAAUCUGAACCACAGCCUGCCCAGUGAUUUCACUUUUCAGAACAUGAAUUCCAAAAGGAAAGCAGAGACCUGGAAAAGAAACAGACGCCAGCUAGCCUUCUCUACAGUGGGCACUCCUGACUACAUUGCUCCAGAGGUGUUCAUGCAGACAGGGUACAACAAGCUCUGCGAUUGGUGGUCGCUCGGGGUCAUCAUGUAUGAGAUGCUCAUCGGCUACCCACCAUUCUGCUCCGAGACCCCACAAGAGACGUACAAGAAAGUGAUGAACUGGAAGGAGACGCUGACCUUUCCCCCAGAAGUCCCCGUCUCCGAGAAAGCCAAGGGCCUGAUUCUGAGGUUCUGCUGUGAAUGGGAACAUAGAAUCGGAGCCCCUGGAGUUGAGGAAAUAAAAAAUAAUCUUUUUUUUGAAGGUGUUGACUGGGAACACAUCAGGGAGAGACCAGCUGCCAUAUCUAUUGAAAUCAAGAGCAUCGAUGAUACCUCAAACUUCGAUGAAUUUCCAGAGUCUGACAUUCUUAAGCCCACAGUGAGCACAAGCAAUCAUCCAGAGACGGACUACAAGAACAAAGACUGGGUCUUCAUCAACUACACAUACAAGCGCUUCGAGGGCCUGACAGCCAGGGGGGCCAUACCUUCCUACAUGAAAGCAGCAAAAUAGGGCCUGUGCUGGGAACCCUAAAUGGGGCAGUGGUCUCUAUACAACAUUGUGGUUUUCCUCUUGCGCUCUUGAAAGAACUUCCAAGAAGUUUGUAGAACUCAUUAAUACAUCCUAGUCAAGUCUCUGAAAUGUGAUUGUAAGUGGAUAUUCCUCCACGGUGCACCGGGAGCUGAUAGGACAGAGACAGCAUUUCUCCAUCGGCCAUAAGCAGCUGCUUGCUUCUUUUGAAGCCCCAUGAGCCAGUUUGGUAUGUGCUGUAAAGAGAAUUUGAUUUCCCCAAGUUGAUCAGAAUGAAGGGGAAAAGCAGCUGCCCACGUUACUGAGCUUACACACACUGAGUACCAGCCAACGCCCUGUGCUGUGGUGAUGAUAUGCCACCUGCCAAGCCCACCAAGUAUUUUUCUCCUUAUAGCUGAUCUGUAGUUAAAUAAGGCAAUAAUGAAAGUCUGUGUGAACAGCCGACAGUGUGGCAGAAGGAACAAUCUCCGUCUCGCGGGUGCUGGUGGUUUCUCCCCGUACCUUGGCCCUCGCAAGUGGCUUUCCACAGCCUUCAUUCAUGGUGCACUUUACUUAUGGUACUAGGACAAAGACCUUGAUCUACUGACCUGUCUCCCAUCCGAAAGACUCGUGCUGCUCUUCUGUUGAUGGGAGAGGUACUAGUGUGAUCCUUUUUGAUCUUAGAAAGCCCACAAAGCCACUGGGCACUGCCAAGGAGUUCUGGACCAUGUGGACAACCCUUACUUUCCCUUCACGGCUGUAGAUCAUCUUGAGGCACACGCUGCCUACCAGCAAGCAAUACCUGCAAGUGCUGCCAUGCAAGUGUCCACAGCCUCCUUGGGAGUCAAGGCAGGACCAGCCCCCUGGGUCCUUGAGCUCAUUCCUCAAUCCAUGGUGCAACCGUGUUUGUCUUGGUAUUUCCUUACCCCAACUUCAGCCAUUUUGCCUUGGAAUCAUGAUUACAAAAUUUUCCUUUGCAGAUGCCUUCUUGGGGCAUUCUUGUCCCUCCACCCAAAAGGGUUGCCUGCAGCUUGGGCUGACAUGCCUCUGCUGUGGCGUUCUCUCAUGAGAAACACUGAAUUUAGCACAAAGUGCCUUCUCUGUCACAGCUGCUGCCACCUUUAGAAGACUUUUGCUGUGUCAGAAAAAUGUGGAGGUUCCAUAUUAAUGCAUUACUAGAAUUUGGUUUUAAGUGUUGAUAACUGUUAAGCAUUAUUUGCACCUGUGUGGUAAUUUGCAGUCAUUGGCCAAGCUACGACUGGGAUCGGCCCUCUGCUGGUCCCGGAGUUUGUGAAGGUCAGCUCAGUCUUAGCCAUUCAGAGGAUAGAAUGUAAGACUUAAAAUUGUAAGCAGAACUGCUUUGGGUUUUCAUGUCUUAGAUGAAGAAAAAGGAAUGUUAGGGAAGUCUUAACUCUGGGUUAAGAUGUUAGCUCCUUAAUCCUCUAUUCAGAGCUAAUGCAAAGGAAAUAAAAGGGCCUGUGCGUGGCUUUGUGUUCUAUUGAUAGACAGUUGAGGCUCGAUCCCCGUGUGUUUGCAGGAGUGUGUGGUGAGCAUGGGAGAAGUAAUAAGAAUAGUGGUAGAGUCAGUGUGGUGGGGAUGGUUCGUUUUGAGGGGAAAUGUCCACAUUUUAACUAUUCAACUUUUGAAUAAACUGUGAAAACGAUAAUGGAA